AUGGACAUCUCUGGCUCUCCAGUAGCAGCGAGCGAUGGGUCAUAUGAGCGCAUAGACGCACCGAGCGCUCUGCACACGUGGUUCGCGGUGCCAGAUGGAUUCGAGCGCUUUCCUCCAACCCUCAUUGCCCAGAUCCGGGCACGUCAAGCCAUCGACUUCCCAGAUGGGCUCAUUAUUGAUCUUUUGCUGGCACUGCUCAUUCCAGGUCCCCAGACCUUGACAUAUCCACCCGAUGUGGAUGAUUUGGUGAAUGCUGCCUCAGAAGCCCUGGAGGAGGCAGACCCAAGCGCGAAGGCCAGGGUGAAUGCGAUUGUGUACUACUUUUUACUGGAUCACGCGGCAGCCUUGAAAGCUCCAGAUUGUGGUAUCGACAUCAACACGUCCGCUGAAGCUCAAGACCUGUCUACAAGACACAAGCAAUUCUCGCAAACCGUUGGGUUACCCAAGCAGUAUCAAAAUGCCAUCAAAGGCUACUUCUUGAUGGAGAGAGGCCAUUAUAGAGUAAGUCUGCUCUAAGCAUACGAACAUGGCGGAUCCUGGCUAGGGCAAGCUGCUAAUGCAAUUAGGAGCUCUUAGGAGGCUCUGCCCCUUCUCUCAGGCGCGGAUUUCCAACCGCUCUUGCAGCGUGCCUUGUCACCUCUAGGCCCAAGCGCGAUGGGACCCUCAAUGGCUGAACGAAGCUCACUCCUGCUCAGCUUGUACCGACUGUCGGCCACGAGUCCCAGCGCUCCAUCUCCCGAAGCCUCUGAAGCUCAAUAUACGGCAGCAAUAUUCCAGCUAGAAGGUUUUGUCACAGCCACUGCGGUCGUCCAGGGUCUGCGUUCAGCAUGGAAGACGACCGAGGCGCUCACCACUUCGGGCAAGAGUGGCGCAGGGACUGACGCAGAAAGGCAGUGCAAGCUCUCGCUUCUCAAGUGGGUUUUCAUCAGUAGUAAGUGCCAUCUCUGCGCAUAGGCUCCCGUGGCGGUGUUCUGCCUCCGCUCACCUUCCAGCUGCUAUUCUUGGUCCAGCCCCCCUUCGCGUCGGCGCUGUAUCAGAGCUCCUAGGAACUUCGCUGUCUCCAGCGGAUCAUCGACUGCUACAUGAAUUUGUGACUAGAUUUUCCAGCGGGCUCGAUCAGCAAUGCGCUACACUAGCUCUCGAUACCCUUCUGGUACGGUACAUUAAUGCAGGAGAUUACCUCUCUGCAGCUCGGCUAGCCGACACUGUCCCUGCUCCUCUGUACAACGAAGCCGGCGCAGGCGUCGAGGAAGCAAAGCGUGCUCGCGCGCUUCGCGAAGGCCGGCGCAAGCUGGUCGAGGGUAGCAGGAACAUCUUGCCCGACGUGCAGCGGACGCUUCUAGAUAUCCAAGAGGGUCUCUCUACUGAGCACAAGCGAGGGGGCUCAGCAAAUACCGCGGGGGUCGGAGAAGACUCUGAUCAGGAAAUGGCAAUGUCAUGGGAAGCUGUUGGACGCUCAGCAGCGCUUUCGCAGAAGAAUCCACCACGCCCUCUGUCCGCCACCAGUGCUUUGCGGCAGCUUCCCUCCGUGGCUGAUGCCCCCAGAGCUGCUUCGCAUGCCAUCGAUCCUGUCGGGUCGCUGCUGCACGCUGUGGUCAAAAACAGUCCUAACAGCAAGAGCAAUGGUGCGGAGGAUGGCUUGGCCCCAGAACGACGGCAAUUGGGCUCAGGGGUGAGCUCCCUAGACAAGCGCAGCGCAGACAGCAUGGCCGCCAGUCCGUUUAGAGGCUCCUCCUUGCGAGAGUCUCUACAGAAGCCCAGACACAGCAACUCCUCGCUCGGCACCCCUAGCCGCACUUUUGAUGGUCAGCAGUCCCGUAAUUUACUGAUUUCUCAGUCCCCUUUUGCGGGGCCACCGAGAGGUCAGCGCUCUGCCACCGGAACUGCGCCACAUCGCCGGUCGUCAGGCACACCUGAUGCUAUUCAGAAAGAUGCACCCGCUAGAGCCAGUCCUUUUGCUUCGUCUCAAGGGAGAGUACCAUCGCACGGAGCUGCCAGAGUUCUCUCCUCGCUCAGGCGUCGAGUUCCCUCCCCUUCUCCGCCAGCAGAUGCAGAGAUGGAGGACGGCGAUGCGGAGCCGGAGCCUGAGAGGCCCCGGCGACGCGGGGUGGCGCGUCCAAGGAAGCGAACACAGGCCGUAACUCAGACCUCACGCGCGGAUCCUACCUCUGAGGCAGAGGAAGUUCCUGGCGGUUUUCCGGAAUCCGAGGCAGUCUCAGCUACCAGUGUUGAACGUCGGCGCGCCGCUAGAGAGCCGGUGGAGCCGACCUCGAUCAGCAACGCGAGACCUCAGCGCAGAACGCGCCAAAGGUCAGCUGAUCUCGAUACGCUCUCAAGACACCAAGCUGAGCCGGAAUCAGAGAUGGACGUAGGCAGAGGCUAUGCCCCUCUUACUCGCACACGAGGCGGAGCAACAAGGGCGACAUCCACCAAGGGCGAGUCAUCUUCGGCACCAAGCGCUGAGGAAAGAUCCGAACUCGCAGGUCAGGACACUCUAGCCGCGCUGCCGCAGUCAAGAUCUGCUCGUAGAGCCAGGACGACUCGUUCAAAAACGCCUUCGCGAGAGCCCGUCGAAUUGCGACGUUCUGUUAGGCUCAGUGUAGAGCCUGAGAAUGCUGGAAGUGGACAGGAGCCCGAAGAUCGUGAUGAAGAAAAUUUCCAAGCAGGAACACGUCGGAAGAUGGCUGCUAAGAGAGGGUCGAGUAGGAAGACGCGCUCAGAUGACGCUCGAACGAACGAGACUGAUGAAGAGCUGGCACAUGAGUCAGGAGGAGUUCGUACUAGAAGUGGCAAGUCCACCAUGCCUGGUUCAUUCUGA
Molecule: messenger RNA, 2818 nt
Organism: Ceraceosorus bombacis
Lineage: Eukaryota; Fungi; Basidiomycota; Exobasidiomycetes; Ceraceosorales; Ceraceosoraceae
Source: the annotation of a GenBank genome assembly